UACUAUCGAUAGUGCGAUAAAUGGUGUGACACCUCUAGAAACAGCAGUAGAAUUUUGUAAACAAUAACAAUUGAUGUGUAAAUAGUCCGAAUAAAAAAUGGGCAGCAAGCGCAAAUGGCUCCCCACCGAAGAGGACACCUUCAUUCGGAUCUGGUUUGACAAUUUGGAUCUGUACCGCAGAGGCAAAAAACAAAUUGAAAUUUGCCGACUUCUGGAGGACGAGUUCCGAUUUGAAGGCAUUGAAAUAAAUCCCGAGGGAAUCAAAAUGAAAAUGGACUCGUUCAAGCGCAAGUAUUUCCACAUCGCAAAAGGUUAUGCAAAGUUGCAAACGCGCAAAUGGCGGCACUUUAAAACUCUGGAAACAAUACUCGGAACGCAAUUAAAAGAGCUGGAAGAGAGCGUCGACUCCAACGAAACCGUUGCUAAUAACCCGUUCAACCAGGUCUAUGUGGACGAGUGCACUAGUUGGCUGCUUGACGAGGAAGACUGUACGCCACCCAGCAGUUCAACGAGCGAGGUAUACCAGGAGCCAUCGGAAAAGAAGCAAAAAAUAAACGAGGACCGCCAGGAGUCACCGGCAAAACAGCAUACAUCUAGCAACGCUAAGAAUUCCAAGCAGAGUGUCCAGAAUUCAAAGCCGAGUUCACUAUACACCAAAGCAGGCAAGCUCAGACAACCCAAGCGUCCACGCAGGAAUUGGACCAUUGAAGAGGAAGUCACGUUCAUUGAAGUGUGGAAGAACUAUGUGGGGGACUUGCUGGGAGAGGGAAAGAAGAAGGCGGAUAUCUACCGAGCUAUGAAAAAAGAGCUGCAAACAUAUGGCGUAGGAUUGGACAAGAUAGCCUCGGAUGUUAAAGCAAAAAUGGAAUCUUUGAAGCGUACAUUCAAAUCUGAACAUGAAACCUUUGGAGCCAAAUCGGAAUGGAUUCACUAUGCUAAACUGGUGGAUGUGGUGGGCCCUCUGAAUGGCAUACUUAUUGAAACACAUCACGAUACCAGCAGCAGUUCCGACGAUUGGUUCCCCAAUAAAAUGAAGGCCGAAUCUCGUAGUCAGUUUCCAGAUCCUUUGAAAGAACAGAAACAGCAAGAUGCCAACGACUCCAAUGAUUCCUUCUGCUGGGUCCUUGAAGAGGCAGCAGAAGCACCUUCUAGCCAUCCAGAACCCCCAAGUGAUUCGGCUACAAAUCAGUUCUUAGAACACACAGAUGAAGAGUGUUCUCCAGUUCAGAGCCCUGUACAUUUUAGUGAAUUUAAUAACGCCAGUAAUAAGGAUUCAGAAACUUGUAAAGACUACAUGCAGGACCUAGAAGAAACAGAGGAGGCAGACGAGAGUCCCAAGCAGCCAGACGACAAUCCCUCGAGCCAUAAGCAAAAAUCUGUAAAGCAAUUCACACAAUUUGUUGCAAAAGAGUUACUAGUAUUGGAUGACGAUCUGUUUUUAGAGGCCAAGAGAUGUAUUUACAAUGUUCUUUAUAAUAUGGAACGUAAGCAAUUAAAGCUAAAUAAGCAUUAAAUUGCUUCAAAUAAAA
Messenger RNA from Drosophila miranda, 1529 nucleotides. RefSeq lists its product as uncharacterized. The coding region runs from base 98 to 1513 and encodes 471 amino acids. The record is from RefSeq and is a predicted model, not a curated record. NCBI's taxonomy places the organism in Eukaryota, Metazoa, Arthropoda, Insecta, Diptera, Drosophilidae. Gene Ontology annotation, cellular component: nuclear body. The transcript is spliced from 4 exons. Gene Ontology annotation, biological process: positive regulation of DNA-templated transcription.